AUGAAACAUUUAAGAGACACCGCGGAUGACGACGACAAGCGAAGAUUAUCUCGGAUCGUCACGGAAGUCUGCGCUAGCAUUACAAGUAGGUUGAAUGUAUUCCUUGCAGAAACGAGUGAUAGUGGAGGAAGAGCAGCUUGGAAAAUCCCACGAAUUCAGAAUGUUCUAGAACACGAAUUCCUUCAUUUUCCUGACAGAAAAUGGCUGGAAAGUUAUCGUAUCUCCAAAGAUAUGUUUGAACAGUUGACGCAUGAUUUGCGGAGCCUUCAGCGACAGGUAACGAGACUGCGUAGUCCUGUACCUGUACGAACAGUUGUAGCGAUGCUACUGAAACGUCUGGGAAAAGGACUGGACUACAGAGAGAUCGGAGACAAAUUUGGAGUCGGUGCUUCUACUGCAUGCAUUAAAGUUAACGAAGCUAUGAAACUCCUGGUUAGUUCCAAGAUGCACAUCAUAAGCAAAAUACAAAGAGGAAUAGAUUUUAAAAGAAUCAUAAAUGGUUUCCAGAGAAAGUGGAAUUUUCCCCAAUGUUUGGGUGCCAUUGACGGUACCCAUAUACCCAUAAAAGCCCCCCUCGUCCACCAUGCGGACUAUUAUAACAGGAAAUGUUUCCAUUCAGUUAUUUUGCAAGGUGUUUGUGACAGCCAGUGCUGCUUCACUGAUGUCUUUGCUGGCUGGCCUGGUCGAGCACACGAUUCUAGGGUGUUUGGGCGUUCUCAGAUAGGAAAUUUGAUAACAGAGGGAAGACUGAUUCCUGAUGAUUCAAAUUUGCGACGGGUUAUCGAUAACCACGUCAUUGAGCCAUUUCUUAUUGGGGAUCCAGCUUACCCCAUUUCCAAGCAUCUAAUGAAAAACUACCCAGGCAGCAAUCUCACACCUGAGAAAGAGCAUUUUAACUAUAGACUCAGUCGCGCCCGCAUACAGAUCGAGAGGGCAUUUGGACGGCUUAAAGGGAGAUGGAGAUGUCUGCUUAAGGCGUUGGAAUGCGAACUCGAUAAAGUUGUACUUCAUGCCACAACAGCCUGUAUCCUGCACAACAUGUGUGAAGAGCGAAAAGAGUGCUACCUCGAAGAGUGA
Messenger RNA from Pocillopora verrucosa, 1077 nucleotides. RefSeq lists its product as uncharacterized. The record is from RefSeq and is a predicted model, not a curated record. NCBI's taxonomy places the organism in Eukaryota, Metazoa, Cnidaria, Anthozoa, Scleractinia, Pocilloporidae.